Sparassis crispa is the source of this 1548-nucleotide messenger RNA. RefSeq lists its product as hypothetical. The record is from RefSeq and is a predicted model, not a curated record. Lineage: Eukaryota; Fungi; Basidiomycota; Agaricomycetes; Polyporales; Sparassidaceae. Gene Ontology annotation, biological process: RNA processing. Bases 1 to 1548 code for a protein of 515 amino acids. Gene Ontology annotation, molecular function: mRNA binding. The transcript is spliced from 8 exons. Gene Ontology annotation, cellular component: nucleus.
AUGUCCGAAGUACUUUCUGAGGUUCCAGCUAAGGAGGAGAAAGGUGAGGAGCCCGACGUCAAGACCUGUGAUGUCCCGGCUACAGGCGACUCGGAGAGGUCUCAAGAGACCACAGAAGUGGUAGUCGAGAAGGCCUCUGGGGAGGUGAAGACGGGCGAGGGAUCUGGUGACGGGGCUAUUGCGAAAGAGGACGAUAGCGAAAUGCUGCACGCGAUGAGGCAAAUUGAAUUCUACUUUGCGGAUUCGAACCUGCCCUUCGAUAAAUUCAUGUGGACAUUGCAUACCGCUAACCCGGAACACUGGGUACCUAUCAAAACGGUUGCAUCGUUCAAACGUAUGCGCGAGUUCCAGUCGCUGGGGCUGGAGUGGGUGACGAAAGCGCUUGCGAGGAGCACCGAACUUGAGGUUGACGCUGAGAAAGGGAUGGUCCGACGUCGGACAGAGGUACAAGAACCGAAAGGCCAGCUUGAGCGCAGUAUAUAUGCAAAAGGGUUUGGGCCUGAGGAGUCAGGAUUGCAGCGCCGGCUGGAAGACCUUUUCAACAAGUAUGGGAAGACCAACGCGGUCAGAAUGCGAAGGAUGGAUCCCACGAAGGAAUUCAAGGGCUCUGUGUUUGUUGAGUUCGCAGAUUAUAAGUCCGUUGAGGCGUUCUUGAACGCGGACCCGAAGCCAACGUGGAACGGAGAAAAGUUACUCGUCAUGUCAAAAGAGGCCUACUGUGAGAUGAAGAUCAAGGAGAAGGGUUUGACUGGCAAGGCCGCAACGAUCAGAAGGCAAAACAUCACAGGUCAAGGGCGUAAGGGUUUCAAUGCCUUCAAGGAAAUGGAGGACAAGGACAAGAAGAAAGGUAAGGAAAAGGAUAAGCCGAAGCCUGAGGUCUGGUUGGACUUCCUGGGCAACAAGAUCAAGGUGCAUGAAGAGGACGGGGGAACUAUCAAGAACGAGGACGUGCCUCUUGUGCGAGGCGCGUCGCUCAAGUUCGAGGGCAGCAUUGAGGAUGUCAGUUUCGACGAAGUCAAGACUCCACUAAAGGAGCGUUUCGCCCGCGCGCCCUUCGUGAAAUAUACGAAGGGCGAGAAAUUGGGCCUUGUCGGCUUCGACAAGUCUCUGACGGAGGAUGAGAUCACCUAUGUCAAGGAGACCCUGAAAACACUCAGUGGAGCGGAAGUAACUUGGAGUGUCCCUGAUGAGGAAACAGAGAAGGCCUUCCAGCUUGAGCGUGCUACAUCUGCUGCCAAGAGGGUGAUGUCAUUCUCACAACGAGGUGGGCGUGGUGGCGGUCGCGGAGGUCGCGGAAGUCGUGGAGGCCGCGGAGGCCGCGGAGGUCGUGGGGGACGUGGGGGACGUGGUGGGCGUGGAGGUGGACGUGGGGGAGAGAGCCGAGACAAGGAGGGAGAUGCAACGCCUGCUACUACGUCUAACGGAGAGCAGGCGGGAGAGAAGAGGAAGCGUGCGGUGGAGCCCGACGGUGGGCCCGAUACGGGGAUUCGCGGGCAGGCCGUCCCUAUCAUUCAAAGCGCCAAGAAAGCCAAGGUAGAGGAGAGCUAG